CUUUUAUUACUUUGACAUUUUUUAUGCUUCUUGAUAAUUUCUUGUCUAGUUGGUGAAAGUGCAUGGGAUUAUCAACACCUAGCAAUCUAGGUCAAAAAUUUGUAUAUAUACAGCUAGCUUCCUCCCUUCACUUAAUACACUGGAGGCCUGAACAAACACAGAAGCAAGAAUCAUGGCCUCAACUUCUGCUUCUUUAAUCCCUCAACUACUUAUCGUACCAUGUCUUUUGCUACUCUCUUCCGGUUUCUUGUACGUGUCGGAAGCACAAACUCCACCUCUGGUGUCCGGACUCUCCUACACUUUCUAUAGUACAAGCUGCCCUAACUUUGAAUCCAUUGUCAGGACCAGGCUUCAGACUGAGUUCGCCUCCGAUAUAGGUCUUGCGGCUGGAUUGCUCCGGAUGCAUUUCCAUGAUUGUUUUGUGCAGGGAUGUGAUGCCUCAGUUUUGCUAGAUGGUUCAGCAAGUGGACCUAGCGAAAAAAAUGCACCACCAAACCUUACACUGAGGGCCAAGGCUUUCCAGAUCAUCGAAGAACUCAGGAGGCUAGUUCAGAAUCAAUGUGGAAGAAUCGUCUCAUGUGCUGAUAUUACUGCUCUUGCGGCUCGUGAUGCAGUUGUUCUGUCCGGUGGUCCAAACUACCGAGUGCCAUUCGGGCGCCGCGACAGCCUCAACUUUGCAACCAGAAAUGCAACUUUGGCUAAUCUUCCCCCGCCGACUGCCAAUACAAGUGCCAUCCUCUCCUCUCUGGCCACCAAAAAUCUCACCGCCACCGACGCAGUCGCGCUCUCGGGGGGCCACACUAUCGGCAUUGGCCAUUGCACUUCUUUCACCGGGAGACUCUACCCCACCCAAGACUCUACCAUGGAUCAAACCUUCGCUAACAACCUCAAAAUCACUUGUCCAACCACAAACUCCACCAACACGACUAAUCUAGAUAUCCGAAGCCCGAAUGUAUUCGACAACAAGUACUAUGUUGACCUCAUGAAUCGGCAAGGGCUGUUCACUUCGGACCAGGAUUUGUAUACGGAUAGCAGGACACGGAGCAUUGUUACAGGUUUUGCUGUGAACCAGAGCUUGUUUUACGAGAAGUUUAUUAUUGGGAUGCUGAAGAUGGGGAUGUUGAAUGUGCUGACCGGAACACAAGGGGAGAUUCGGGCGAACUGCUCGGCCAGGAAUCCGACCAGCAGUUUCUUGUCUACUGUUGUGGAAGAGGGAUUGGAAACUUUGAUGGGAUUUUAAAUUUCUUAUCAUCUGUGUUUGCUUGCUGUGACAAGCGGUCUUUACAAAUAAAUGACUUUUUAUAUAUCUAUAUAUUGAAAACUUUCAUAUCA
This is a messenger RNA of Daucus carota subsp. sativus, 1332 nucleotides long. RefSeq names its product peroxidase 12. The record is from RefSeq and is a predicted model, not a curated record. NCBI's taxonomy places the organism in Eukaryota, Viridiplantae, Streptophyta, Magnoliopsida, Apiales, Apiaceae. The coding region runs from base 173 to 1240 and encodes 355 amino acids. Gene Ontology annotation, biological process: hydrogen peroxide catabolic process; response to oxidative stress. Gene Ontology annotation, molecular function: heme binding; peroxidase activity. The transcript has 3 exons.